This is a messenger RNA of Taeniopygia guttata (zebra finch), 4029 nucleotides long. NCBI's taxonomy places the organism in Eukaryota, Metazoa, Chordata, Aves, Passeriformes, Estrildidae. The record is from RefSeq and is a predicted model, not a curated record.
GGGCGAAGGCAGGAGCGCGGCUCAGCGGCUCCGGUGGGGCCGAGCCGAGCCGAGCCGAGCCGAGCCGCGCCGAGGGGACCAUGCCGUCCUACACCGUCACGGUGGCCACGGGCAGCCAGUGGUUCGCGGGCACCGACGACUACGUGUACCUGACCCUGCAGGGCACGGACGGCUGCAGCGAGAGGCACCUCCUGGACAAGCCCUUCUACAACGACUUCGAGCGCGGCGCGGUUGACUCCUAUGAUGUGACUGUGGAAGAAGACCUUGGAGAAAUUCAGCUAAUAAAAAUUGAGAAACGAAAAUACUGGUACCAGGAUGACUGGUACCUUAAGUAUAUCACUGUUAAAACACCAGUGGGUGACUAUUUGGAGUUCCCAUGUUACCGCUGGAUUACAGAUGAAAAGGAGGUUGUCCUUCGAGAUGGAAGAGCAAAGCUCCCCCGAGAUGACAAGACUCAGAUUCUCAAGCAGCACAGACGCAAAGAGCUCGAAUCCCGUCAGAAAAUGUACCGCUGGAAGGAGUGGCAUCCAGGCUUUCCCCUGAGCAUCGAUGCCCAUUCUCACAGUGAACUGCCUCGUGACAUCCAGUUUGACAAUGAGAAGGGAAUUGACUUCAUUCUGAACUACACAAAAGCGAUGGAAAAUCUUUAUAUUAACCGUUUCAUGCACAUGUUCCAGUCCUCCUGGAGUGAUUUUGCAGAUUUUGAGAGGAUCUUUGUCAGAAUCAGCAACACAAUCUCUGAAUAUGUGAUGCAACACUGGAGGGAAGAUUUUAUGUUUGGCUACCAGUUCCUGAAUGGAUGCAAUCCUGUGCUGAUCCGGAGAUGCACAGAGAUACCCAAGAAGCUGCCUGUGACCAUGGAUAUGGUAGAAUGCAGUCUGGAGAGGAACCUGACACUGGAGGAGGAAGUGAAGCAAGGAAACAUUUUCAUUGUGGACUAUGAGCUGCUUGAUGGUGUGGAUGCCAAUAAAACAGACCCGUGCACAAUACAGUACUUGGCUGCACCCAUCUGUCUGCUGUAUAAGAAUCUGGAGAAAAAAAUUGUACCCAUUGCAAUCCAGCUUGGUCAAAAGCCUGGACCAGACAAUCCCAUCUUCCUUCCUUCAGAUGCCACAUAUGACUGGCUGCUAGCUAAAAUUUGGGUCCGCUCAUCUGAUUUCCACAUCCACCAGACAGUGACCCACCUCUUACGGACACACUUAGUCUCAGAGGUGUUUAGCAUAGCUAUGUUCCGGCAGCUGCCUGCUGUACAUCCCCUCUUCAAGCUCUUGGUGCCACAUAUGCGGUUCACAAUAGCCAUCAAUACCAAAGCCCGAGAACAGCUUAUCUGUGAAUGUGGCCUUUUCGACAAGGCAAAUGCUACGGGUGGAGGAGGACAUGUACAAAUGGUGCAGAAAGCAAUGAAGGAUCUGACUUAUAGUUCCCUCUGCUUCCCUGAGGAUAUCAAAGCUAAAGGAAUGGACAGCAAAGAGGAUAUCCCCUACUACUAUUACCGGGAUGAUGGCAUUAAGGUCUGGGAGGCUAUAAAGAGUUUUGCAGAGGAUGUAAUUCACAUCUACUAUGAGAGCGACGAGGUGGUGUGUGAGGAUGUGGAGCUGCAGGCCUUUGUCAAAGACAUCUAUGUCUAUGGAAUGAGGGGUGUGAAAGCCUCAGGGUUCCCUAAGAUGAUCAGGACACGAGAGACACUAGCAGAAUAUCUCACAGUGAUCAUGUUCACUACAUCGGCUCAACAUGCAGCUGUGAAUUUUGGUCAGUAUGACUGGUGCUCCUGGAUUCCCAACGCCCCACCAACAAUGCGCUGCCCUCCUCCAACAGAAAAGGGCACAGUCACCAUCGAGCAAAUUGUGGAGAGUCUGCCAGACAGGGGACGAUCUUGUUGGCAUCUUGGAGCUGUCUGGGCCUUGAGCCAAUUCCAGGACAAAGAACCCACCAUGGAGGCCCUGGGAGUGACCACUGUUUUCUUGCUGGUAUGCAUCUCAUGCCUUCUCUUUGCCACAUGGAGAAGCAGAUCUCAAAAAGGGAAGGAGCCUCCUGGUCCCACUCCAUUCCCCAUUGUUGGAAACCUGCUCCAGAUAAACCCAUGGAAUUUGCCUGAAAGCAUGAAAGAGCUCAGUGAGAAGUAUGGUCCUGUCUUCACAGUACAUUUGGGCCCACAAAAGGUUGUGGUGCUGUAUGGCUAUGAUGUUGUAAAAGAAGCUCUGAUUGAUCAAGGAGAUGACUUCAGUGGAAGAGGCAUUCUACCACUGAUUAAAAAACUCUUCCAAGGCACAGGCAUUGUGACCAGCAAUGGGGAGACCUGGAAGCAGCUGAGACGAUUUACACUCACCACCCUGCGGGAUUUCGGGAUGGGGAAAAAGGGCAUUGAGGAGCGAAUCCAGGAGGAAGCUCAUUUUCUGGUGGAGAGGCUCAGGAACACACAUGAGCAACCCCUCAACCCUGGCAGUUUCCUAAUCCAUGCUGUUUCUAACAUCAUCUGCUCCAUCGUCUUUGGGGAUCGGUUUGACUAUGAGGACAAGAGUUUUCUGACUUUAAUUGAUUGGCUGGAGGAAAACAACAAGCUCCAGUCCUCUAUACAAACACAGCUAUAUAAUUUCUUCCCAAAUGUCAUGGAUUAUUUGCCUGGACCUCAUCAACAACUGAUAAAAAAUAUUGAAAAAGUUGAUAAAUUUACAACAGAUAUUGUAAUGGAACACCAGAAAACACUGGAUCCCACUUGUCCUCGAGAUUUUAUUGAUUCUUUUCUUAAUAAAAUGGAACAGGAGAAAGGGAAUGAUGACUCAAAAUUCACCGUUGAGACUUUGAGCAGAACAGCACUUGACUUGUUCCUUGCUGGAACAGGGACCACAAGCAUCACACUGAGAUUUGCAGUUCUGAUUCUCCAUAAAUACCCAGAGAUAGUAGAGAAAAUGCAGAAGGAGAUUGAUUCUGUGAUCGGCCGAGACCGAAGCCCUCGCAUGUCGGAUCGGAGCCAGAUGCCCUUUACAGAUGCCGUGAUCCACGAAAUCCAGAGAUACAUUGAUUUCCUUCCUACUAAUGUCCCACAUGCUGUAAUCAGAGACAUCAAGUUCAGAGACUAUUUUAUCCCCAAGGACACUCUGAUAUUCCCCAUGCUGAGUUCUGUCCUACAUGAUAGGAAGGAAUUUCCAAAUCCAGAAAAAUUUGACCCAGGACAUUUCUUGAAUGCAAAUGGUACCUUUAAAAAGAGUGACUACUUCAUGCCAUUUUCUACAGGAAAACGCAUCUGUGCAGGAGAAGGUCUGGCCCGGAUGGAGAUAUUCAUAUUUUUAACAUCCAUCCUGCAGAACUUUACUUUGAAGCCAGUUGUGGAUCACAAAGACAUUGACAUUAGCCCAGUAAUCACCAGUCUGGCAAAUAUGCCCCGACACUAUGAGGUCUCUUUUGUUCCACGUUAGCCAAGACAGUUUCCAGCUCCCAAACUCAUGAGUGCUCUGGCUGAAUGACAUUCCCCAAUCUGCUGAGAAUGAAACUCAGACAAUUUGGUAGAUAAUUUAUGGAGAGAAGAGUGCUUAGAAAAUUGUAUGGUGCUUUUAGAAUCACCCCAGCCAGCUCUUAACAGAAUAUACAAUCACACAGGGAAGGACACAGUACCCUGUGCAAAAUUACAGAUUUUUCUCUGCAUCUACCUCACCCAGCUGUGGUUCCUGUCUGGCUCCUGACAUGCCAGGCCAUCUCCACUAGUUCUCUGAGGGCCCUGCUGCUGCAGUCCUUACCACCUGAGGGGUUCCAGCAGGAAUGACUGCUUGUACUCCAGGGUCUUCACAAACUCUGCUUCAAGUACCUCUCCCUGUACUUUCCGGGUUUUUUUGUAUUUGUAAAGCCAAACAUAAAACGAGGGUUUUUUUGUGGAAGAUAAUGAUCAUCUAUUGUAUUUGUGACCCAAGACUUACCAUCUACUGUAGUAGGGAUAGAGUUUAUCAAUGAUUGGGCAGAUGGGUUCUCUUCUGUGAUUACAAUGAGGGUUUGUGAAAUUACAAUUUAUAUUGCAAAAUAAAGAAGCAGUAUACUGAA